CCCAGGUGGGCGGGGCUGACCCUGGCUGGCACGCAGGCGGCAGGAUGCUGUCCACCAGGCAGCGCUGUCGAGUUUGACAGGUCUCGCUUCUCCCACAUCCAUGAACCGGUAGGACUGAGGGAGAGCGGCCGGGAGUGGAUUUGUCACCCGUCGCGUUCCCGAUCCCCGAUGGCGGAGACCAAGAUAAUUUACCACAUGGAUGAGGAGGAGACGCCGUACUUGGUGAAGGUGGCGGUGCCGCCGGACCGGGUCACCCUCGGUCACUUCAAGCAGGUCCUCAACAACAGGCCGAGCAGCAGCUUCAAAUUCUUCUUCAAGUCCAUGGACCUUGACUUCGGAGUUGUAAAGGAAGAGAUUUCUGAUGAUAAUGCCAAGUUACCGUGCUUCAAUGGAAGAGUGGUUUCAUGGUUGGUGCUGGCUGAAGGCUCGGUUUCUGACGGGGGCUCACAGUGUGCAGAGAGUCAAUCAGAGCUACCUCCCCCCAUCGAGAGGACGGGAGGCAUCGGCGACUCCAGGCCACCAUCCUUUCACGCUAACACUGCUGGCAGCCGGGACGGAUUAGACAAUGAUACUGGAACAGAAUCGAUCCUGAGCAUCAGACGGGAGCGGGACCGGCAUCGGCGAAGGAAUAGAGAGCGGGAGAUACACAAUGAUGUUGCACGAGUAAAUGGACACACAAAACCAGAUCGGCAUCGUAAUCCAGGUGGUUAUGAUAGUGCCUCCACUGUGAUGAGCAGUGAAUUGGACUCGAGCAGCUUUAUCGAAUCCGACGAUGACAAUACUAGCAGGUUAAGCAGCUCAAUAGAGCAGAGUGCUUCCUCUCGACUCAUGAGGAGACACAAACGCAGGAGGCGGAGACAUCGCAUGAGACACAUGGACAGGUCCUCAUCAUUGAGCAGCAUCACAGACUCCACCAUGUCGCUCAAUAUUAUCACUGUGACGCUAAACAUGGAGAAGUACAAUUUCCUGGGGAUUAGCAUUGUGGGUCAGAGUAAUGACCGGGGAGACGGCGGGAUAUACAUUGGGUCAAUAAUGAAGGGGGGAGCAGUGGCAGCAGAUGGCAGAAUUGAGCCCGGCGACAUGCUUCUGCAGGUCAACGACGUCAACUUUGAAAACAUGAGUAAUGAUGAUGCUGUGAGGAUUCUCCGGGAAAUAGUCUCAAAACCUGGACCUAUCAGUUUAACAGUUGCCAAGUGCUGGGACCCCACUCCCAGGAGCUAUUUUACCAUUCCCAGGACAGAACCAGUGAGACCUAUUGACCCAGCAGCCUGGAUUUCCCAUACCACUGCCAUGACGGGAACAUUCCCCCACUACGGUAUGAGUCCCACCACCAGUGCCAUUACCUCUACCAGCUCUUCACUAACCAGCUCCAUCCCAGACUCUGAAAAGUUUGAAGAUUGGCCACUAACGGUUAAAAGUGAGAUGCCAGUCAUUGUCAAGGCAAUGCAAUUGUCUGACUCGGGACUGGAGAUCCGUAACAGACUGUGGUUGAAGAUCACCAUUUCAAAUGCGGUCAUUGGAGCUGAUGUGGUCGACUGGCUUUUCUCACAUGUGCAGGGAUUUAAAGAUCGUCGUGAAGCAAGGAAAUAUGCAAGCAGUAUGCUGAAGCAUGGCUACCUCAGGCACACAGUCAAUAAAAUUACAUUCUCUGAGCAAUGUUACUAUAUCUUUGGGGAUCUCAGUACCAAUAUGGCUGGUUUGAGCUUAAAUGAAGGUUCCAGUGGCACAUCAGAGCAUGACACUCUUGCACCUCUGCCACAUCCAGCUUGCCCCUGGCAGUUGGCUCAGGGAUUCCCAUAUCAGUAUCCUCUGCCUCAGUCGUAUUAUCCUUCGACUUGCCAAGAUCCUACCCUGAACUAUGGAAAUGGCAGUGCUGGAAGCCAGCAGAGUGAAGGGAGCAAAAGCAGUGGAUCCAGUCGGACCGUAGGUGAGAGAAGAGGCUCAAUGGGGAAGGAUAAGGAGCAGAAAACAGAGUCCAAGACAGUGGGGGUUGAGAGCGAACCAGACCGCAGCACUGGAAACAACAUGCACUGUGAGCGACCAGCAAGCCAGCUCAGUCACCACAGCCACUGCUCUCAUGGACCUCCAGGGGUCCCGCCAAUCUACCAGUCCACAGUCCAAAAAGCGACUGGGCCUCCCGGAGCUCCUCCUGUCCGGGAUCUGGCAUCUGUCCCCCCUGAGUUAAUUGGUAGCCGGCAAUCCUUCCAAAAGGCCAUGGGUAAUCCAUGUGAGUUCUUCAUCGACAUCAUGUGACAGCACUGUCUUCUCGCACUAAACAACACUUAAAUUUUUGCACACAGCACUGUUUGUGACUCAUCCCUAAUGUUUCAGGAACCUCAGGCUUCUAAUUCUAACCAUGAUUCAAUUUCUCAUCUGUCCUUGUUAAUCAGAACUUUGAAUUUGUUGGUUUUGGUAAAUAUUGGUGCCAAGCACUGCUUUGUGUUGGUGUGCUCCACAUCUCAGUGCUGUCAUCAGCUUCUCUGUACACUGUAAAGGGAUGAUGAGUUUCUUCUGAUCUGGUUAGAUGUUUAUAAGACUAUUUUGGCCUCUCUCUCACAUAAGUCCUCACCACCCACUCAUCUGCUUUGGUGACAGGCACUCCAUGUUAAAGUGCAACAUGACUUCUCAAUGUACUUUGUCUCAUCCCCUUAGCAAGCACCUUUUCACUAUAAAGAAAUCUCGCAGCACGUUUGGGUAUGUUUCCUUUUCCAGCUUGAUAAAGCAGCCUUUCAAAAAGUGGUUUGAAGAAUUUCAAAAUGAUUAAGUUGCAUCACUUGACAUUUAAACAGCCCUUGCACUCUGCAACCAUUUCAGCUGCAAGGGAAAGGAAACUGUAUGGCACACCUUGUGCACAUGAUGUAGGUUGGAUAGCCCCAGACUGUCUUUGGGACUUUGGAAUUUUGAUCAUAGUUACUGCUAAAUGAUACUGAGUCAUUCAUAGUCUCUUUGCCAUUUAAUCAAUUUCUGAAAGGUUUAUGCUCUGUCUGGAACAGCUGCUUAUUAUAAAUGAUACCUUUCCUUUGCUUUUUUGCCACUCCCAGCAGUGAGACUGUCAGUAACCAGACUGCAACUGUAAAGAUAUGUUUUGUUUGUGUUUUCUUCCAAAUUCUCACUUCUCCCUUGAAAGUGCUGACUUUUACUGAGGUUCAGGCACCUCCUCUCCUGAAGGUUGACUCGUGCUGGAUUAGGGCCCUUCCUCUUCUCCUGAGGUGCUGGUUCUCACUGGAGUCCUCAUCUGCCCUGUAUGUGACUAUCCUUCAGGUGUAGGGAGUGUCAGCAGAUUAUUCAAACAAAGGAAGCAUCACAGUCCUGCUCUCCAAUUGCUAUUCAUCCCCCUCCAGCGUGGCCAGCAAGGUAAAUUUCAAUAUCUUGCUCGUGGCACUAGGUGAGGCUGUCUUGGCACUUUUACGUGUAAACAUGGACAUACAAAUUAGGAGCAGGACUAGAAAUUUUUUUUCCCCAUCUGUCUUAAGUGAGUAAUUUGUUUUAAACAGUGAUCCAUAGUUUUAAAUUCUCUCACAAGAGGAAACAUCCUCUCCACCCGCACUCUGGAUCUUGCAUGUUUCAGUCAAGUCCACUCUCACACUUCUAAACUCCAGCAGAUACAGACCUACCCUGCUGUAAGGAAAUUUUCACUUCUCUCUUAAAAAUGCUGACCUUUACUAUGAUUCAAACAUCUCUCCUGAAUCUUUCUUCAUAAAAAAAAACCUGCCCAUUCAAGGUCUAGUAAACCUUGCCUAAUGCCUUGAAUGGGCAGGUUUUCUUAUGAACUGCUUCCAAACACUAACAUCCUUCCUUUAACAAGGAGACUAAUAGUACUCCAGAUUUGGUUUCACCAAUGCUCUUUAUAACUGAAGUAUAACCUCCUUUAGUAAUCAGUUCCCCUAGCCUUAAGUAAUAACAUUCUGCUAGCUUUCCUAGUUACUUGUUAUCCUUGCAUACUAGUUUUUGCAAAUCAUACACUAGGACACCAGGACCUUUCUGCAGCCUCUCACCAAUUAGAUAUUUUUUAAAUUAUUUUUCCAACUAAGAGGAUAUGAUUAAGUUGGAGAGGGUGCGGAAAAGAUUCACAAGGAUAUUGCCUGGAUUGGAGAGUUUGAGUUAUAAGGAGAGAUUGGAUAGACUGGGUCUGUUUUCUCAGGAGCAAAGGAAGCUAAGAGGUGACACGGUAGAGAGCUAUAAAAUUAUGAGAGGCAUCGAUAGGGGAGAGAGCCAGUAUCUGUUUUCUAUGGUAGGGGUGUUCAAAACUAGAGGGCAUAGCUUUAAGGUGACAGGGAGGAGGUUUAAAGGGGAACUGAGGGGUAAAUAUUUUCACACAAAGAGUAGUUGGUAUCUGGAGUGAGCUGCUAGAGGAGGUGGAGGCAGGAACAAGUGGGAUUAGUACAGGUAGGCAUGAUGGUUGGCAUAUACACAGUGGGCCGAAGGGCCUUUUCUAUGCUGUACAACUCUAUGACACUGAUUCUGAAGGAUAGUUUCAUAUUUUUGCAUAUUAUAUUCCAAUUGUCGGAUCUUUGCUGACUCACUUAACCUAUUUGUCUUCCCUAGCCUCCUUAUGCUUUCUCACAACUUACUUUCCUGCCUAUCUUUGUGUCAUCAGCAAAUUUAGCAAAUGUACCUUUGGUGCCUUCAACCAAGUCACUUAUAUAAAUUGUAAACGCAAAAAGCUGAGGCCCCAGCACAGAUCUCUGCAGCACAUCACUCAUUACAUCUUGCCAAUUAUUUCCUGUUUCCUAUUAACCAGCUAGUCAUCUAUCUACACAAUGAGUUUUUAUCUUCUGCAGUAACUGAACAUUCUUUGCCAAUUCUACCAUUAACCAUGAUGAUAAUCUUACCCCACUCCCUCUCCCCCACCUCCCCACCAGCCCAGCUUUCUCAAUACCUUUUCUUAAGGCUAGUAUGGGAACACACUACAUUGGGGAAUGCAUCCCUCUGAUUAAGGGAAUAAUGCUGGAAUGGGAAACCUGAAAAAGCAGGCAUAAAAGCCAGGGGUCUUGUGUGUAAUGAUAGUUUCCUUUUAUUUCAGAGAAUGAGGAAAUGGUGCAGUACAGAGAGUCAUAUUCAAUUCCAUCAGGUCUAAAUACAGCCUCAGUCAGAGCAUCAGAGUGUGAAGGGAACUGGAUUAAUCUUAUGUUCUGGUUAUAGCCCUAUUCCUUGGCACACAACAGUGCACAGGUGAGUGUGAAUGCUGUUACAUUUGCACAAGUAGCAACAUUCCAGGACUCUGAAACAUUCUUUGAAGAAAAUAAAUAUUUCAAAGCUUGUUAAGAUUUCAAUCUUAGCAUUUAGUCACACAGAAGCAGCUUCAAACAUUGCUUCAUUUAAGGCCAUCCUGUGGACAUCUCGAUGCAAGAGCUCGGAGGAAUGAAAGAUUGUGCAAGGUCAGCAGUAAGCAAAGCUCAAUCUUUGAACAUUGGCACAAAUUGGUCCAGCACUUAGACUUUGGAUUGUAAUAAUGAAAAUGAUGCAGAUUUAUUGAAAAGUUCAAGAAUACUAAUGAUGAUUAAGAGAAAAUGUAAAAAAAUGUACAGUAGAAGAUUAAAUUUUAUUAAAUUAAUUAUUGUAACUAUUCUGUAGAUCAAACUCAAUGAAAAAUUCAGUCCAAACUACAGAUCAGUUGUUGGGAGCUGUCGUUGUGUGUACCAAUGUUGUAGAUACUGUAUUCAGUUCCUGUGUCUCAAUAGUUAAUAUAUCGCUGCCUUGGUGUAAAGCUAUUUUAAGCACUAAAAAUCACAUUUUUCUUGCCUUAUUUUGUUUCUGUUUUUUUCUUUUCCACUUGUCAGUUUUAUUUUACUAAUGCUUUUUGGAAAGAAUAUUUGAUAAAGAUCAUGAAGAGUCCAACUUGGUGAGAUUGGAACCAACCUUGCAAACUCAACAGCAGUACUCCACAUCACUGGCAGUUCUCACUCUCAGGGCCAUAUUGUAGUGGG
This is a messenger RNA of Pristis pectinata (smalltooth sawfish), 5927 nucleotides long. RefSeq names its product segment polarity protein dishevelled homolog DVL-1-like. Gene Ontology annotation, biological process: intracellular signal transduction; canonical Wnt signaling pathway. Gene Ontology annotation, cellular component: cytosol. The record is from RefSeq and is a predicted model, not a curated record. The coding region runs from base 169 to 2253 and encodes 694 amino acids. NCBI's taxonomy places the organism in Eukaryota, Metazoa, Chordata, Chondrichthyes, Rhinopristiformes, Pristidae. The transcript is spliced from 15 exons. Gene Ontology annotation, molecular function: frizzled binding.